GCGACAAAACGGCCCUCUCUUUUUUCCUCCCCUUCGCCUUCAAUCGCAGUGUCGGUCGCACAAGAGCUCACAUCUGCCUUGGCACCCGCUCUUUCACUUUUGCACAUCCAAUGCCUUCGUAAACACGCUCCUUGCCUCGCUGUUGCUCUGCUUGAUCCCUGAGCGUUGCCUCCAUCGAUAGAAUCUCCAUAUUAUUUCCUCCCCACCCCCUUCUCGUCGACAGCGUUCGUUUGACGCGCACACUAACACACUAAUACGUCCCUGUGUGUCAGGAAAGCCCCGCUUCAGCUUCCAGAUCUGACGGUGUAAAGCGGUCGGAGCGCGUUUGGUGGAGGGCACGUAUCUUUCCAGUGCUCUUUGGCGUGCGAAUCUGGACACGAUGCCGCUCAAGUCACGCUUCACCCGCAUCGACGCCUUCACCAAGACAGUCGAGGAUGCCAGAGUACGCACGACGUCUGGAGGCAUCGUCACCAUCUCGUCCAUACUCAUCAUACUGUGGCUGAUAUGGGGUGAGUGGGCGGACUACAGGAGGGUUGUUGUCAAGCCAGAGUUGAUCGUGGAUAAGGGGAGAGGGGAGAAGAUGGAGAUCCACAUGAACAUCACUUUUCCCAGGGUUCCAUGCGAACUGCUGACCCUGGACGUGAUGGAUGUCAGCGGCGAAGUGCAAGCAGGCGUCAUGCAUGGUGUAAACAAGGUUCGACUUAGCCCAGAGAGCGAGGGGAGCCGGGAGAUCGAAGUUCGCGCGCUGGAAUUACAUCAGGACGAUGCCACGCAUCUCGACCCUAACUAUUGUGGCGAAUGCUACGGUGCCCCGGCACCAGAAAACGCUAAGAAAAAAGGAUGUUGCAACACGUGCGACGAAGUGCGCGAGGCAUACGCAAGCAUAUCAUGGUCCUUUGGCCGCGGCGAGGGUGUCGAACAGUGCGCGCGAGAACAUUAUGCCGAGCGACUUGAUGCGCAGCGCAAGGAAGGUUGCCGCGUCGAGGGCGCUAUCCGCGUCAACAAGGUGGUGGGGAACUUCCACUUUGCGCCGGGUAAGAGCUUCAGCAAUGGGAACAUGCACGUGCACGAUCUGGAGAACUACUUCAAGGACGGCGCGAGCCACAGUUUCACGCACUACAUCCACCAACUGCGGUUUGGCCCACCCAUUCCGGACUCGGCCCUCAAGGCCAUGAGCGGUGCUGGCGGAGUCUGGACGAACAGUCACAUCAACCCGCUUGACGGCACAGAACAGCACACGGACGAGAAGGCGUACAAUUACAUGUACUUCAUCAAGGUCGUCUCGACUGCAUACCUGCCGCUUGGUUGGGAGAAGUACAAGGGAAGCAAGUCGAUCGACACAAACGUCAACACAAUUCCUCACGAGAUUGUCAGCAUGGGCAACCUGGGACACGGUGAGCACGGCAGCAUUGAAACGCACCAGUACAGCGUCACGAGCCACAAGCGAAGCGUCCAUGGCGGCUCAGACGAGAAAGAAGGUCAUAAGGAAAGACUGCAUGCUAGAGGUGGAAUCCCGGGCGUCUUCUUUUCAUAUGACAUCUCGCCCAUGAAAGUCGUGAAUAGGGAAACGCGCUCGAAGACAUUCUCCGGGUUCCUGGUAGGCGUCUGCGCAUGCAUCGGUGGCACAUUGACUGUUGCCGCCGCUGUCGACAGAAUGCUGUACGAAGGCCAAAGGACAGUCAAGAAGCUGCACCAAGGUUGAGGUACAUAUAUCUAUUUUGGCACGGGCCUGCUCUUUGUUUUUUUUUUUCUAUUUUUUUGAUAUGGUCUGGACGAAUUUGGAUGCAUGGUCUAUGGCGUUUCAUGAAUUCGCGCUGCUUGUUGAUGGGCAGUUGGAAAAAAAAAUCAUCUUUCUCCACGCGUCUCCUGAGUGGGUGCGCUUUCUACGCAUGUUGGAACAAGGACGCAGUUUGCUCGUCGAGAAGAAAGGCAGAAAGCAGUGUUGUAAGAUGCAAAUCUAUUUUGGUGCGCAGACAAGACGUGUCGCAUUGUCCCAAGUUCUAUGUGCGUGGUUCGUACUCAUUACAGCGAUGUUGUGCACGCUCAUGUCGCGCUGCACAAGAUACUGUCUACCCCACCUCCCCUCCUCCAAAAUUCUCUAGGGUCGUGUCCUUCGUAUCCUCCAAUAGAGACAAUGGUAUCAUGUCUAUUACAGCUGAGCGCACCCAUCAUAACCCGAAUGUAUUAUGCGCCAGUAUCAUCAAUAGAGGGAAAAAAAAA
This is a messenger RNA of Verruconis gallopava, 2220 nucleotides long. RefSeq lists its product as uncharacterized. Bases 380 to 1702 code for a protein of 440 amino acids. Gene Ontology annotation, cellular component: endoplasmic reticulum membrane; endoplasmic reticulum; Golgi membrane. The transcript is spliced from 3 exons. NCBI's taxonomy places the organism in Eukaryota, Fungi, Ascomycota, Dothideomycetes, Venturiales, Sympoventuriaceae. Gene Ontology annotation, biological process: retrograde vesicle-mediated transport, Golgi to endoplasmic reticulum; endoplasmic reticulum to Golgi vesicle-mediated transport. The record is from RefSeq and is a predicted model, not a curated record.